Messenger RNA from Penicillium diatomitis, 354 nucleotides. RefSeq names its product ATP-dependent RNA helicase mtr4. NCBI's taxonomy places the organism in Eukaryota, Fungi, Ascomycota, Eurotiomycetes, Eurotiales, Aspergillaceae. The record is from RefSeq and is a predicted model, not a curated record. The coding region runs from base 1 to 354 and encodes 117 amino acids. The transcript has a single exon.
AUGACGUGCGGUCGGCAGUUGAAAGACACCAGAGGACAUGGAUCAUCCGGCCGAGGGCCGGAUGAUCAACCGAUUCUGGGCGGGCCUGGCCAUCUGAGAUUUCACGAGGAGCGGAAGGGCAAAGGCAAAGACAAGUCCAUCAACAAGGGUGGGGAGAAAGGCCUGUCUGACAUUUUCAAAAUUGUGAAAAUGAUCAUCAUGAAGAAGUUGAACCCAGUCAUUGUCUUCAGCUUCAGCAAGAGAGAAUGCGAAAGCGGCACUUUGCAGUUGAAGAAGCUGGCCCUCAAUGAUGAUUCGGAGAAGGGGAUAGUUUGUCGAAGAAGACUUCAUGCGACGAGUGAAAGCAUCAGCUGA